AUUUUAUUGACGGCACAACAGCAACAGCAACAGCUUAUCACAGUAUCAAGUGUAUUAUUGAGCCACUUGAGGCGGUGAGUCGGGCGCACGUAUUUAUAAAACUCGUUUGAAUCGCAGGCAAUCAGCACAGUACGAAAGCAGUAGCCAAAAUGAGCACACCGACGUUCGCCGACAUCUCCGCCAAGUUCACAGAGGCAACUCUCGAUGAGAUCAUUCAGAAUGCCGGCGGCACCAAGCACACCUCCUACAAGUUUGGCGAGGGCGGCAAAAAGGGCGACUCCUAUCUGAGUCGCGUCUUUCGCAUUUGUGUGUACGGCAUCAAGGAGCCCGAGGGCGAGCAGCUGGAGGUCAAUGUGAUCGUCAAGGGCAUGCCAGCGAAUCUGCACCGCCGUCGCCUUUUCCGUUCCGUCACUUUUUUCCGCAACGAAAUCGAUUUCUACACCAAGGUCAUUCCCGCUGUGGAAGCCUUUCAGAAGUCGCGUCAACCGCUGCCGAAGAAUCCCUUCGUCGAGUAUCCCAAGUGCCUGGCAUCUGUCUGCGACGGUGUCAACGAUUUCGUUGCUCUCGAAGAUGUGGGAUUCCGUGGCUAUCGGGCACCCAAUCGCAUGAACUACAUUGCCCUGGAGGAUGCACUGCUGACCAUGCGCACACUGGGACGCUAUCAUGGUGUUGCCCUCGCCUUCCAUGCCCAGGACCCAGAGAACUUUGAGAAAGCAGCCAGCUCACUGCAGGAGACCUACUACGGUGAACAUACACGCGAGUGGUAUACGGGAUUCCUGAAACUGGCGCUGAAGGUCGCCAGCGAUGCGGUUGAGAAGACGCUACCCAACACCAAGUACGAGACGUUGGCCAACAAUUUUCUGCAACCGCAGCUCUUCGAUGACAUGAUCAAUCUGGUGAGCACGCGCUCGAAGUUGAGUGUCUUUGGGCAUGGCGAUUGCUGGACUCCCAAUUUCCUCACACACUACAGCGAGGCGGGCAAGCCGGAGAAGAUCAUUAUCAUUGACUAUCAGCUGGCGCGUUGCUCAUCGCUGGCGCUGGACAUUAGUUUCUUUAUCUACUCGUGCACCAGUCAGGAGCUGCGCGAGCAGCACUACGAUGAACUGUUGCGAGCGUAUUUGGAGAGCGCACAGUCGCUGAUCACGGAUCUGGGCGGCGAUGCGGAGGCUGUGAUUUCGUGGGAUUCGCUGCAGGAGGAGCUGAAGCAGUUUGGUCGCUUUGGCUGCGGCAUGGGCAUCGAAUCGCUGCCAAUGUCGUUGAUUGAGGACGAUGAGGUGGCCGACCUGGAUGGCAUUGUCGAGAAUGCUGUGCUCACCGAUGUCUGGGACAUCAAGCCCUUCGAACAGCCCGCCAAGCAACAGCGCAUUGCUGAGAUCUUCAAGCAUGCCAUCGAUCAGGGUUAUAUUAAGUAAUUCACCAACUCAUUUCACAUUAUCGCCAAGACAAUAGCCAUUGAAAUGAUCAUUUUCGGAUGUCAUGUCGAUAACUUCUUUGUGAACAAAUAUCAAACACUCGCCACCACUACAAACUAUAUAGUACUCUAAUGGUAUUACAACUAAGAUGCAUACUCGCGCAAUAGAAUAAAAAUAUUAAGACACCACAAUGAAAGCUUGCAAAGCUUCGUCUAUAUUGAUUCACACUCUAUCGAUCAACGCACAUUCGAUAAAACACAAUCGAGCGGAGAAUUUAAAUUCAAAUUAUUACACAUCGUUUUACCUACAUGCUGACAUCUCUUAUAUCUUUAAUAUUUCGAAAAUGUCUUGAAUCCCUACCAAAUGGUGAGCGCCUAAAAGUAUGUAACAUAUUUCAAUCCGCCCAAUUUCGAAAAUGGUUCAUGCUUAAAAUGUUUCGAAUGCUUUUCUAGAUCGAUCAAUUAUUGAUCAUUACAUUUACAUUAUUUAAGAAAUGUAGAACAUUUCACUCAGAUUCUUCAAUAAUACCUUGGAGAAAGUCAUAGAGAGGGCAAAGGCAUGGAGAGAAAUAGUGAGAGUGGAGUUAGAGUGAGAGAGACUGCGAUCGCAGUGAAAUUUUUAAGAGUCAAUCCACCCCCAGUACUUUUCGACCCUCUCUUUGUUUUCUCUCUCUCUGAAUUUUGAUAGCAGUGAUGACAAAGUACAAAGUAAAACUAGCUAACUUAUUAAAACAUUAAAAUUCUACAAAUAAAUUGUU
This is a messenger RNA of Drosophila nasuta, 2169 nucleotides long. RefSeq lists its product as uncharacterized. NCBI's taxonomy places the organism in Eukaryota, Metazoa, Arthropoda, Insecta, Diptera, Drosophilidae. The record is from RefSeq and is a predicted model, not a curated record.